Octopus sinensis (East Asian common octopus) is the source of this 1141-nucleotide messenger RNA. RefSeq names its product SAP domain-containing ribonucleoprotein. Gene Ontology annotation, biological process: poly(A)+ mRNA export from nucleus. The record is from RefSeq and is a predicted model, not a curated record. Bases 73 to 975 code for a protein of 300 amino acids. Gene Ontology annotation, cellular component: nucleus. Lineage: Eukaryota; Metazoa; Mollusca; Cephalopoda; Octopoda; Octopodidae. The transcript has 10 exons.
UUAGCUCUUUAAUGUUAGAAAACAGAUCUGGUAUUCCAAUUUCAGAUUCAAUAAAAACUAUAUCAAAAAGAAAUGGCUGACCUAGAAGUAAGUGUGGAAGACAUUCCCAGUACUCAGCAUGGUAAAAUGAAGGUUGCAGAAUUACGGAAAGAGUUAAAGGAACGUGGUUUGUCUUCCAUAGGUUCAAAAGCAGAACUUUUGAACCGCCUGGAAAAAGCACUCAAUCCCGAAGCAGAUAUCCAGGAAGAACCUGAUGGAGCUGUGAUUGAUGAGUUAACCGGUGAUGAGGAAAUGGAUAAUAUCAGUGACUCGGAUGCUACUGAGGCUGCCGAAACUAAAGUGGUCAUAAGGGAAACUGCUGCCAGUAUGACAAUAUUAGAGACACAGCAAGAAGAGAAAUCUGAAUCAAUACCAGAGACCAAGAUGCCCAGUGAGACAACAAAGCCAUUUGUUCCUGUCAAAAUAGAAACUAGCAGUCCUGAGUCAUCAACUUCACCUCUGGUGCCUAUUAAACCUCCACUAUCUGCAGAACAGAAAUUAAAGCAGCGAGCUGAAAGAUUUGGCAUCAGUAAGGACACAGAUAAGAAAGCUGCCAGAGCUGCAAGAUUUGGUCUUGCUAAUAACAAUGAUUCUAGUUCCACCCUUACCAGCACACAGUCAGGCAAAAUAGCACCAGCACCAGUUUUGGCAGAUGACCUUGACCGACUGAAAAAACGGGCUGAGAGAUUUGGAACGAUAGUCUCCAAUACUUUAUCUCGAUUGGAAGAUGAAGCUAAACGCCGGAAAAGGAAAGAAAGAUUCGGACAGCUUGUUUCAAGUCCAACAUCUGGAAGUGGUACUAUUACAUCUUCUAACAAUUCUACUACUACUACCACCACCACUACUGCUGCUGCUGAUUCAACUCUUAGCAGCAAAAAUUCAGAUGAGGUUGAGGAAAAGAAAAGGAAACGAGCAGAAAGAUUUGGACUGUUGUGAUGUUUUUAUCACUGUAGACCAAUGUUAGUUUCAGCAGAUCUGCUGUCACUGCUUCUAACCCUCACAUUUCCAUUCAACUCUCAUUAUCUUAGCAUAUAUUUAUAUAUAUGCGUUUAUAUAUACAUAUAUAUGUACACUUAUAUAUGUAAUGUGUGUGUGUGUGUAU